Molecule: messenger RNA, 494 nt
Organism: Tarenaya hassleriana
Lineage: Eukaryota; Viridiplantae; Streptophyta; Magnoliopsida; Brassicales; Cleomaceae
Product: 40S ribosomal protein S29
Exons: 3
Coding region: 84-254 (56 amino acids)
Biological process (GO): translation
Cellular component (GO): cytosolic small ribosomal subunit; ribosome
Molecular function (GO): structural constituent of ribosome; zinc ion binding
Source: RefSeq, a predicted model, not a curated record
CGCUUUUCAAAACGCUCUUCUGCAACAUCUAGGGUUCUUUCACCGCGCUAGUAGAUCCAUCAGCGAAGCAACGAAGCAGCAGAAUGGGUCACAGUAACGUUUGGAAUUCUCACCCGAAGAAAUACGGUCCUGGAUCUCGCACUUGCCGUGUGUGCGGAAACUCCCACGGCCUCAUCAGGAAGUAUGGACUGAACUGCUGCAGACAAUGCUUCCGUAGCAACGCCAAGGAGAUUGGCUUCAUCAAGUACCGCUGAAGAAUCAUAGCAACAGCAUCCAUUGGCAUGGCUUGGUGGAACUGGUGACCCUCUUGUGUGAUUUCAACAAGUAAUGUCUUGUUUUUCUUUCCAAUGAUCGAACCUUUAAGUUUAUAUUUUAGUUUUCUGGUUGUUUGAAUUAGGAAGACUGAAAAACCCGGUUUUGAAGUAACACAGAUUCUCAUCUUAUAUAUCGUCUCCUGCUUAUAUAGUCCUUUAUAUUUAGAUUUUUGGUGUGAA